Lampris incognitus (smalleye Pacific opah) is the source of this 5819-nucleotide messenger RNA. RefSeq lists its product as uncharacterized. The transcript has 6 exons. NCBI's taxonomy places the organism in Eukaryota, Metazoa, Chordata, Actinopteri, Lampriformes, Lampridae. The record is from RefSeq and is a predicted model, not a curated record. Gene Ontology annotation, molecular function: hydrolase activity, hydrolyzing N-glycosyl compounds. The coding region runs from base 231 to 1364 and encodes 377 amino acids.
GGAAGCUGGCAUGGGCGCGAAACGUGGUCAUAGCGGGAACUCUGUCGAUGUGUUUUCUUUUGGGUAUUGGCGAUAUCAGGUUAAAUUAGAUUAGCGUUUUCAUGUUUACUUUAAAGAAAGUAGCGGUAGUUGUUUACUUUAAAGGCUACCGACCGGCGCUCCCUACGGAUCUGGAACGGUACUCUUUGUUACCCGUCUGCCCUUCUGACUCUUGGUAGCUUUGACAUACGAUGCCAGGUGGUCUUGGACGUCCCAUUGAAUCCGGUGUCACAGAGGUUAGAGAAGACGCGAGGAACUCAAGUAGCAGGAGGACGAGAAAGUACAAACGUAAAGUGAAAAAGAAAGCAGCCUCGGUUGAAACGGACAGUGGGGAUAGAGCAGACCCAGUUGGAGUGGAGGGACGUUCCGUCGGGCUCAGUAUGCGGAAGAAGCUGCUGGUGGAUGUAGACUGCGGUGUGGACGACGCUCAGGCCAUCAUGUUGGCACUGGCUGUCCCCGACGUGGAUAUACUGGGCAUCACCUGCAGCCAUGGAAACACCACAGUGGAGAACGUGUGCAAGAACGUCCUGCGUGUCCUGCAGGCCUGUGAUAAACUGAUGAUUCCAGUGUUCAAAGGUGCUGAUAAACCCAUCCUUGGGAAGUGCAUAAGUGGAGGAGAUUUCCAUGGAAAAGAUGGGCUGGGGGAUGCCCCAGACCCCAAUGCUCCUGGUCUGGACAUAGUCCAGAAGGAGGGUGCAGUAUCUGCUAUUAUCCGCAUUGUCCAUGAGAACCCUGGAGAGGUGUCUCUGGUUUCCACAGCACCGCUCACCAACCUGGCUCUGACUGUGAGGUUGGAUCCGUCCCUACCUAGCAAACUUCGCAGUCUCUACAUCAUGGGAGGCAAUACAGAAUCACGUGGAAACACGACGAUAUGCUCAGAGUUCAACUUUGCAGCAGAUCCAGAAGCUGCUUACGUGGUCCUGAAUGACUAUCAGUGCCCCACAUACUUGGCCUGCUGGGAGUUCACCUGCAACAGCAAACUGCCCUGGGAAUUCUGUGAUGCCUGGUUGGCUCAGGAUACAAAGAAGGCCCGCUUCAUGUCAAAGAUCUCCAAACAAAGCAUUGACAGAGAUCGCUACCAGGAGUUUGUCGCUGGCUCAGGUUUUAUUUCAUGUGACUCCUACGCAAUGGCGGCCGCCGUCGAUGACUCCUUCAUCACCGAGAGUGACCAUUAUCCAGUCAGCGUUGAGCUGAUGGGCACACAUACCAGAGGCAUGAUGAUAUUAGAUACAUUGGGUUUGUUGAAAAAGUCUCACAAGGCUGUCAUCAUGAGGAAAGUGGAUAUGAAGAAGUUUGAGCAGAUGAUGAUGGACGCUUUGAAGUAAUAUCUAAGAGCUUUUUUCUCCUAUUCAUCAUUCCUUUUCACAUUUCACUUUUUUUUUUUACAAGGGUAUCAACUGUUCAGUUUCAGAGAAUGUUUUGACGUAUCUUAUCUGAUGAAAAAGUCAAACACACUAAUUGGGGCUAUAAUCUGGAAGUAUAUUGAAAUAAAAUAGUCAAAACACAAAUGUAGUCUGCGGAGGUGUAGCAAGUCGACUAGUCGGGAGGUUGAGUGAAUAGUCGACUAGUACGCGGUGGUGUAGCGGUCUAAGCAUCGGCUUUGUGCUGAUGCAGUUGCUCACUGGGGACCGGGGUUCACACCCCGGCCUUUUCAGAUCCAACUAUGGCCGGACUCGAUGAAGCAGCAAUAAUUGGCAACGCUGUCUUCGGGAGGGGGGGCGGGGUCGGCUUGUGUUUGUCACAUGAACGCGCCUCUGUGUGUCGGAAAAAGCAGCGGUUCGGCCUGGAGUCGCCUUGUCAUAAAAGUGGCGAGGCGUCUCCUUCCAGACUGCCGGCCGGAGAGAUGCAGUUGGCAAACGCAUACAGUAUGAGGGUGGGUGUUUGAACUAGAAUAGGGAGCAGUUGGCCACUAAAUUGGGAGAAAAAGGGAAAAAUCAAAUAAAUUUAAGGAAAAAAAAACCCAGAAGUGCAGUGCCUUCUGUGCACUCAGCUCCUUGAGUUGGUCCUCAAGGUCUGGCAGCUUGCUUAGGAUAUUACAUUGAAAUUCUGAUAUCUCAUCGUCAGCCGCUUCUCCGGGGUCAGGUCACGGUGGUAGCAAGCUAAGCAGGGCACUCCAGACGUCCCUCUCCCCGUCAACACCCUCCAGCUUCUCAUUGGGGAUCCCAAGUCAUUCCCAAGCUAGAUAGGAUAUGUAGUCCCUCCAGUGAGUUUUGGGUCUACCCCGGGGUCUUCUCCCAGGUGGACGUGCCCAGAAAACCUCCAAAGGAAGGCACCCAGGGGGCAAUCUAAUCAGAUGCCUGAACCACCUCAGCUGGAACCUUUCGACAUGAAGGAGCAGUGGCUCUUAUCCGAUCUCCCUCUGGAUAUCUGAGCUCCUCAACCUAUCUCUAAGGCUGAGCUCAGACACCUUAUUCGGUCGCUACCCAAAGCUCAUGACCGUAGAUGAGGGUUGGAAUGAAGAUCGACUGGGAAAUUGAGAGCUUUGCCUUCCAGUUCAGCUACCUCUUCACCACAACGGUCCGGUACAAUGUCCGCAUUACUCCUGAUGCUGCACCAAUCCGCCUGUCAAUGUCCUGCUUAUCCUGCCCUCACUCGUAAACAAGACCCCGAGAUAGGGCUGGGCGAUAUGGACCAAAAAUUAUAUCUCAGUAUUUUUAGGCGGAAUGGCGGUACAUGAUAUAUAUCUCAGUAUUUUCUACGACGCGGGCUAAAUGUUCAGUUGUUCAAAGCCACAUGUGAGAUGUCACAAGCACUUUUAUUAAAACAUCAAAAUAAAAUGCAAAGACGGUUUGCUUCACUGUUUUAAAAUAUACAGCUGCACAAUAUUAUCCACAUGUAAAUGAAAUAUUGUCUAAAACAAAUAGCCUAUAUUAAAUAAAAUUAGGUCUACCUCUGAGAAUGCAAACCGUAUUCCGUUUUGGAUUUUCAAAGUUUAAUUUUUUUGGGGGGGGGGUAUACAGACCUGCCGCUCCCUGAAUUCACCUAAAAUUACAUAUAUUUGCAUUUAAAACGAGUUUUAGAUCAAUUGCACAAAAAAAGUUACGAAGCUCUACCCAAAACCACCAUGAGCGGUCAAAAUGUAACUAUGACGUCAUGUCACUAUGACGUAUUUUGGUCGCAUCAUUUCCUUGCAAAGUUCAUUGCUCUGUCCCGCAAAAAAAAAAAACUAGCGUUCUCUAGUGCAGAGAAAUAGUCUAAAUUUGACUUUUGAUUAUUGCUAACAUGUCUGGUUACAGCCAUCGUUUCAGACGCACCAUGACUACCACCGACGCCUUGCAGUAUUUACAGGCGUUGGACAGUGACCAUUUUAAAUUGUUUGAAAAAUAGUAUUAAAAGUUGUUAGAAUUUUAAUUUUGAUGUCAGUUUCUUAACAGACAUACUAACAUAUGUAAUGCAUUAGUAUCUCAAUUGGGUAAUUAUCUUGACAAAAUAUAGAGUUUAAAAACUGUGGCGGUCAAAGUGACCGUCCACGGUCGUUUUAGUAGUUUUUAAGUUCCGGUCGUUGUUUGGGACCGUUUCAAUAUUUAUCUUAAGCGCUUUUUUUUUACCUUUCACGUUUUAUAGUCCUUUUUACGAUCGUUAGAUUAGCAAUAUGUGUUUUCCGUUUCUUUUUUCAGGUAAUUUCACUCUUUCAAUUUUGCUAUUCAAGUUCGACCAUGUCUCUCUGAAGUUUAAAUUGUUUAAAAAUAGUAUUAUAGUUGUUAAAUUAUUAAUUUUGGUGUCAGUCAUUUCCUAACAGACAUACUAACAUAUGCAAUGCAUUAAUAUCUCAAUUGGGUAUUUAUCUUGACAGAAUAUAGAGUUUAUAAACCGGACGUCAAUUUGACCACCCAUCGUCGUUUUAGGUAGGAGGGAAAUCCUGGUCGUUCUAUUCAAACAAGUUAUGCAUUUUAACGCAACAUCGAACUAUAUAUAAACGGUAUUGACUCAGCCUAUACCUUGUUUGAAAAUAUAUCGAUAUAACAUAAAAAGUCAAUGUACCGCCCAGCCCUAUCCCGAGAUACUUCAACUCCUUCACUUGAGGCAACAACUCAUCCCCAACCCGCAGGGAACAAGCCACCAUUUUCCGGUAGAGAACCAUGGCCUCAGACUUCGAGGUGCAGACUCUCAUCCUGACCAUUUCACACUCAGCUGCAAACCGCCCCAGUGUGUGUUGGAGGUCGUGUACUGAUGAAGCCAACAGAACAGCAUCAUCUGCAAAGAACAGAAAUGCAAUUGUGGGGGUGUGGCGGUCUAAGCAUCGGCUUUGUGUCGAUGCAGUUGCCCAGGGUUCGCGCCCUGGUCUCGUCAGAUCCGACUAUGGCCAGACGCGAUGAAGCAGCAAUAACUGGCAACGCUGUUUUUGGGAGGGGGCGGAGUCGGCUUGUGUUCGUCACAUGAAUGCGUCUCGGCCUUGUCACAAAAGUGGGGAGGCGUCUUCUUCGAGACUGCCGGCCGGAGAGAUGCAGUAGGCGAACGCAUGCAGUACGAGGGUGGGCGUUUGAACUAAAAUAAGGAUCGAUUGGCGACUAAAUUGGGAGAAGAAAGGGAAAAAUCAGGAAUAAGUUAAAAAAAGAGAUGCAAUUGUGAAAACGGACACACUCCUCACCUUGGCUGUGACUUGAGAUCCUGUCCAUGACUAUCACAAACAGAAUCGGAGACGAGGGACAACCUUGGUGGAGUCCAACACUCACCAAAAACGUGUUUGACUUUGUGCCGAGAAUGCGGACACAGUUCUCACUUUGGUUAUACAAGGACCAGAUGGCUUGUAGCAACUGCCCCAUUACCCCAUACUCCCACAGUACCUCCCACAAAGUGCCCUGGGGUACACAGCCGUAAGCCUUCUCCAAGUCCACAAAACGCAUGUAGACUGGCUGGCCAAAACUCCCAUGCCUCUGUCAGCACUUAAGCAAGGGUAAAGAGUUGGUCCGUUGUUCUACGGCCAGGGCGGAAUCUGCACUGUUCCUCUUGGAUCCGAGGUUCGACAAUCGGUCGGAGCCUCCUUUCCAGCAUCCUAGAGUAGACUUUCCUAGGGAGAAAUUCAUUUUUUUUAAUAUAAAUGUAUUUCUAGUUUUUCCCCUUAUCCCACCCGAUUAAUCCAAUGGCAUAUGGCCGGAACUCUUGGCGAAUAACUCCCCUGGCUCACGUUUCAACAGGAAGGAGAUAGGCGUAACACCAGCUUCCUUCAAACUCGUGUCGGCUGCUCGCGCUAUUUUACACACUGAAGCCUCGCAUGGAUUGCAUCACCUUCAAGCCGCGAAGAAGGCGUAGGGAGAAUGCUUUCAGUUGCAGACGCUCGGGUGGGCCAGAGGGGUCGCUGGAGAACGACGAGUCCCCGAAGACUACACCGAUCUACACCCACUAUCCCUCGGGUAAGGGUGGCCUAAUGAAUGCCUUACCCCGUGGACGCUCUGGCCGUGACCGGUUGCGGCGAGUCAGCGGCCCCUAGGGAGAAAUUCUGAUAUGAAAAUAUAAAUCACCAUUGCAACAAUACUAGGUUGCUUCUAGAUUUGUUCACAUUAGUUUGAAUUGAAUUGUUAGUACUGCGAAUUUAAUGUAAAUGGAAUAAAUAAACUUGACUCACCCUACUCAUAGUUGGGGUCCUUUUUUGCCAUUUUCUUUUUCUUUGCCCCUGUAAAAUAAUGCAUGGUUGUAGUUUUACUGGCAAGUAUCAAAUUGGAUUGCAGUACCAUGUGUAUUUCAGAGCAUAAAUACCUGAGGCUUGUUCUUUCUGCAACCAAUUGUCUCUGUAGAGACACCCUGCCAAGCCGGAGGUAACACGGGGAUUUGAACUGCCAACC